Mytilus californianus (California mussel) is the source of this 10383-nucleotide messenger RNA. RefSeq lists its product as uncharacterized. The transcript has 22 exons. Gene Ontology annotation, molecular function: lipid carrier activity. Bases 1 to 10272 code for a protein of 3423 amino acids. The record is from RefSeq and is a predicted model, not a curated record. NCBI's taxonomy places the organism in Eukaryota, Metazoa, Mollusca, Bivalvia, Mytilida, Mytilidae. Gene Ontology annotation, biological process: lipid transport.
AUGCUGAAUGAAGUCAAACCACUCAUAUCAUCAGAGGACAAUGAAGAGGCUAUGCUGGGUGUAUCUUCACUGGUUAAUGCCUACUGCAAGAAAAAUGAAUGUGAAAAUGAUAUAGACAUCGCCAGUAUUGUCUCCUCUAUAGAAGACAAGAUUGGUGUUGGGUGUUAUGUGGACAAAAACAAUCUUGGCAAGGUGAUCCUUAGUCUUAGAUCACUUGGAAAUGCUGGAUUCGUUAAUAAUGCCAUCAGAACAAUCACAAACUGUAUGAUCAAGAGAGACAAUCCCACAGAAGUCCGCCUUUCUGCUAUACAAGCCUUCCGUCGUAUGCCAUGCUCAAUAAGCUUUGACACAGAAUCUGACUCAUUGAAAGGAGAUCUGUAUAUGAGAGUUUUUGGAAAUGAGCUACUGUUUACUAGGUUCACCGGACUAAGUGAUGUCACUGAUGGUAAACCAAUCAAUAUUCUGGACAUUCUAACGACUCUUGCCAAGAAACAAGAAUACUCCUUCACACAGAGCUACGUGUUUUUGGAUAGCAGCGUCAUAAUUCCAACAAUGGCUGGCUUCCCAUUAAAUUUGACCAUUGAUGGAUCAGCUACCGUUGAUUUACGUGCCUCUGGGAAAAUGGAUCUGACAAAAAUAACCGACAGAUCCCCAAGUCUUUCUUUGAAUGGAUAUAUGAAACCAAGUGGCGCUGUCCAGAUCAACAGUAUGAUGAGCGUGGAUGCAUUUGUAACAAAAAGUGGAAUGAAAAUGAUUUCUACUAUGCAUUCCUCCUCUUCUCUCGAAGGACACGUAGAACUGGCAAAUGGAAAAGUACUAAGUGCACAGAUUAAAACACCAUUUGACAAAAUGGAAGUUUUCAAUGUCAAGACUGCUUUCUUCACUGUCCACCGUGAAGUUGAGAGAGAACAGAAAAUGAUUACUGCUAACAGACAGACAAAGAAAAUGUGUUCUGGAAACAAACUUGCAAAGAUUACCGGACUGGAACUCUGUGCUGAACUUCAGUAUCCGAACGCAUCAUUAAUAGCCGAUGCUCCAUACUUUCCAAUGACGGGACCAGUUAGUGCUGGAAUCACUCUUCUAAAACGUGACACACAUGAAAGUUACAACAUGGAAUACAAAUUUGUAAAGGAUAAACAAGAAGCCAGAGCUAGAGUAGCCUUCAGCACUCCAGGCUCUACGGUAGACCGUGAAUUGAGUUUUGAUUGUCUUCUUCGAUCUGACCCUCUGCUCGAAAUCAGCAUGAUCUCACCAUGGAAGAGAGUUUCAAUCAGAGCCUUGGUUGGUGAAAACAAACAAAAGCAAGUGGCGGGAAGAAUUGUAAUCGACGACAAAGAUGAAUACUCUGUGACUGGGGAAUGGAUCAGAAAAAGGGAAGGACAGCUUUAUACUUACAAUCCAUACAUUGAAAUAAUCAUACCAAAUAUGGAAAAUAUAAGACUUAGCAGUUCUUUAGAAUCUUUAGCUUUCAAGAAGAACAAUGACUAUAAUGUUGUAAUCAACACAGACAUGAACAACAAACAGAGAUUGACAAAAGUGAACUUUGACCUAAAAUAUGGUGCAAAACCAAAAGAUGAAAACAAGCGCAUCUUUGUUACAUCAUUAGUACGUCACGAGCUGGGAUUAAAGAAAUCUGAUAUCGAUAUAACUGGCGAUAUUCGACAUCUGGCUCUGGGAUUAGAUCUUAAACUGAAAGGAAAGCAUUCUCACAACACAAAGAGUAUUGUUUCUAACUUUGGGUUAGCAUACGGCAAGAAGCAAUCAGUAUCCGCUGCAUUGGUAGUGAAGAAUAAGUCCAAAAAAUUUACAGCCUUAACUGGUGAUGUUAGCCUGAAAUGGAAUGAUAAAGACUUUUCAAUUGCAAACAACUUCGAACAGAAGAACAAAAGAAGAUACACAAAUGAGUUGAUCUCAAAUAUUGCUGGACACAAAACAAAAGUUGUAAGUGAUCUUAAACUUUCUGAUGAAGAGUAUGACGUCAGCACUGACAUUAGUAUGUCCGGGCAGAAGCCAAUCCAUCUAGAAGCACUGCUCAACCUGGAUCCUAGAAACUUCCGUGUCAAAUCUCGACUUAAUAAUGACUAUUCGGCAGAAUUUGGUUCUCAAUACAAAAAAGCAGCACUUCUACGACUUUCUGGUGAUGUAUCUGUGCCCUCAAGGAGAGUCAAAGGUGAAUUCGAAGCAAAGAAGAAGGAUCCAAUCUACGUUGGACAUUUGGACAUUCAAUGGGAUGCUAAUGUAGACAAGGAAAAACAAAUAUUUCUUGACACUCAACUGACAUACAAAACCAAGAACGAAAUUGAUGCUGUCCUUGUAUUCAAGAGUCCACUGCAAAAUAACAAGAUCAACAUCAAUCGCAAAAACGAAAAUGCACAUUGUGACAUAAAAUCCGACGGAAAAGAACAACUAUCUGUUGAUGCAUCUUUAAAACAAAAAUAUGGUAAAGAUCAAGUCCAAAUCGAUGGAAGCUUAACAGUACAUACUGCAGUAAAAGGAUUAAGUUAUGUUAAACUUGGAAUGAACCAUUUGUCAGAACCCCGUCAAUAUAAAACAAACUUUGAUGUCAACUGGAAACCAGAUAACCAAAUAUCGGCUGCAUUUUCACUAAAAAAGCCAUUUAGCAUUCGUCAAUUCCAAGGAUCUCUCAACCUCAAGACACCAUUAAAGGGAUUCAAAACAUCGUUCCUGGAAAUUUCUCAUGAUGCAAAAGACUCGCUGAAGUCCUUUGUAAAUGUUCAGGUAAACAAGAAUUCUUUACAGUUUGAUGCAUCUGCAAAGAAGGAAAACAACAUAUACUCAGGACAUGCUGGGGUCAAAUCUAACAUUCGAUCCAUCCAAGCCGUUUCUUUAGAUCUUAGUCACCAAAGUCGGGAUAAAACUAACGAAAACAGUCUUGUUCUAAAUAUUAAUGGAAACGAAUACAGAUAUGAAGGUAAACUCACACAUGACAGAGCAGGUCUUAUGGUUCAGCAGAGCGGUAAAAUAACUCUAUCUUCACCAACAAGCCGAUACGAUUCUACAUGGCAACACAGUAAUACACUCAAUGAUGUAACAACAGUGAUCACAACCAACAUGAAUGGACAGCAAUAUGCCUUUAACAUUAAGGGCAGACAUAAUCUUGCAUGGAAAGAAGCAUCCAUCCAGUAUACAUUGACCUCCGCAACUCCAUUUGGAAAGGGACAACUUAUGGUUAGUCAUUUACAUAAAGACAGUUCCAUGGACACCAUUCUCUCGAUGAGCCAAAAUAGCAAAAACCUAUUUACAAGUGAAGGUCAUCUUAAAACUGAAAAUGGGGAACUCAUUGCUACUGGGAACCUCCUACUUAAAGGUGAACAAAUGGUUGCACUAGAAGGACGAUUGAAAACAGGAUCCCAGAAAUAUGUUUUGAUCACAUUAUCUACUCCAUUUAAAUCAUUUAGAAGACUUAGAACAGAGAUGGAAUUUGAAGGAAACAUGAAGUCAAUGACCUCCUCUGUCAGCUUUGAACUACAACCAAUUGUAAGAAGAAUUCGACUCUUGUCUACAUUCAACAGAAUUGGGGGUGUGUCCGGUAAUGUAAGACUCGAAACCCAAUACCAACAACUUCCAUCCAGUGAAAUAACAUUCUCAAACCGCCCUGAGAAUGACAAAUCGAGAACCGAUAUCAAGGUUGAGUACUUACCAGGAAAGAUCGUAUCAUUGACAUCCAGAACUCUUUUAGAUGGACAAAAGCUAAGUGCUGAUGUCAGUAUUGCAACUCCUUUUGAAAAAUUACAACGUUUAACAGCCAGUAUAACACAUGACCCAACCGUUAAAGGAUGCAUAACGGAAGUCGAAAUGGAGUAUCCAGAGGGGAAAUCCUACUAUGCUGAGCUUGUUGUUGAAUACAGAGAAAACUACCACUCUUCAGUCACAAUACGUCUUCCUAAUUACCAUCCAGUAACCGCUUCUUUGAGCCACAAAGGAACAUGGAAUCAAUUUUUAUCUGGGGCUUCCUUGCAGUAUGACAGAAAUGGCAAACAUCAACUGGAUAUCAGUUUCCAUAAUGGAAAAAGCCUCCAAGGUUCAUUCACUAUGAAGUCGUCUCUGGUUGAAGAUACCUUUGCUUCCUUCUCUCAUAGUGGAAAUAGAAAAAGCAUUAAUUCUAACAUUUUGUUAAAAUACGGGAAGAAUAAGCCAAUCAAUGUAGACAUAGAAAUGACAAAUUCCAAAAGAAUGAAAGGAACAUUAAAAGUUGUAUCUCCCAUCAUGGAUGAUAUCACAGUUCUCUUGGUACACAAAGGCAAAAGUACAAGCUUCAAGACAAAAGCAAAGAUUGGAUGGGGAAAGAAGGAGGAAAUUGAAGGAGACCUGACAUUCAACUUUAUCAAAAAUCUGAAGACAGACAUUUCAAUAUCCACACCUUUCAAGAGCAUCAGAAAAAUGUCAGCUUUUGUAUCACAUGAAGGAAAUUUACGCAACUUCAAAUGUCAGGCCGAAUUUAAAAUUGGAAAAAAUGUUUGGGGUGCUAAUGUAAAAUCAAACGUUGAUCCAACUUUAUCAACAGAGCUUACUGUCAACACACCUCAUGACGGAUAUGAAAAGAUGAGAGCCUCCUAUACGCACAACGGCCAACUUUCUGACUUUAAAUGUCAUCUGGAAGUUACAAAGAACAAGAAAGACAUUAUUGGUGAUUUGCAAUUUUCAUCUCAACCAUUGGUUCUAUCUGCAACUCUUCAAACACCGGUGAAAAGGUAUGGCAAUCUAAAGGCGUUACUUAGCCAUGUUGGGCCGCUAAGCAACUUCCAGACUAAAGCUGAAAUAACUUACUCUGAUUCUAAAACUAUAUCACUAGAUACAUCUGUCAGCACAAAUGACCGAUUGACUGUUUCUGUUGAUAUCAAGACACCAUUCAAGGAAUAUGGAGAAAUGACAGCCAAACUUUCGCACUCAGGAACAUCUAAUAAUUUUGCCUCUCGAUUAGAAACACUUCUUCAAAGGAAAAGAAGUCAAUUGGACAUUUCAUUCUCUAGUCUUGGUACUCUACAUAAUUUCAUCAGUCAUGGAGAGAUUGGUUACAACGGCAGAAAACAGCAUGAAGCCAAUAUUGAACUCCAGAAUCGUGACAAUAGAGUAUUUGUAGAAAUGUCAUACAACACUAAGGGACGUAUGUCAACACCUUUAACUGAGGAUAUUGAAAUCUUCCUUGACCAUCAAGGUACUUCAACUGAUUUCAGAUCACAAGCAAGUGCAACCUACAGUGGAAGUAAACAACAUGAAUUUGUUUCGACAUUUAAACGUAGCGGCACACUUAGACAAUUCCAAGUAUCUGGUGAAGUUCAAUACAAUAAUAAAAGAACUGCUCUAACUGUCGACAUUGACACUACCUCAAAAUUAUCCGCAAAUAUGGCCCUUCAAUCGCCAAUAUCGAAGGAUAUUCAACUAGAAGUUUCCUUAGAUGGAGAAUUCAAAAACUUCAAUACCAAAGCUGAGCUUCAGUAUGGUGACGAAAAACAUGAACUAUUAGCAGACUUCAAUCUUAAUGGAGAAAUACGCAAUUUUGCAGCAAACGGUAAAACAGCUUAUAAUGGUAAGGAACUAUCUAUCGACAUUUCUGCAGAUACCAGAAAAGAUGUUGAUGGCAAAGCUACACUAAAACUGCCAUAUUUUGAUGACAUUAUAGUUAUUAUUAAAAAAAGUGGAAAUAUAUUUGACUUCAACUGGGAUUCACAAGCUGAACUAUCUUACAGCGGAUUAAAACAACAUGAAGUUACAGCUAGCAUGAAACAAACAAAGUCUGACGAACAGUUAAAAUCAUUCAGUCUUUUCAAAUACAACAGAAAGGCAUUAUCAUCUGAUAUCUCCAUUGAUUUAACUAAUGGUUUAGACAUGAAUAUCGACAUACAAUUACCUUUCAGAAACAUGAAAGCAUCUGUUUCCCACGAACUCCAAGGUACAUUGAAUAAUUUCCAUUCAAAUAUCAAAUUGACCCUGAAUGACAAGGAAAUCAAGGCAAAAACAAAUCUUGAUAUUGCUAGUGGACUUGAAAUUACGUUGGAGACACCUUUUACUGAAUAUGAAAGAAAUAAGGUUUCACUGACAUUUUCAAAUGUGCAAUCUCUCAUUUCUGGAAAGGCAGUCGCGCAAAUUGGAAAACAUAAAACUCAACUUAAUGGCAAAGUUGAUACAUCAACUGGUUUGAAAAUCGAGCUGUGUCUAAAAACACCACUAACGGAAGACUUUGAAGUGAUUAUCAACGGAAAUGGAGAUCUGCAUGCAUUCCGAUACGAAUCGUCUGUUAGCUAUGGAAAAGAAGGAGUUAGAGGAGAAGUCAAUCACGAGUGGUCCUCAAUUGCAAUCAAAGGGAACAUGCUGCUAUUAACACCUAUUAUAGAAGACAUCAAAAUAGAAUAUGGCGUAAACGGAAAUCUGAAGUCCUUCGGAACAACAGUGAAGGCAUCCAUUGGUAACAUGAAUGCAAUUGAAGAAGUAACAAGGGUCAGACUUGGAGAAAUGUUUGUAGACUUCGACGCAACACUGAAAACCACUUUAUCUGGAAAUGUUAAACUGUCUGAGCUUAGAAUUUCACAUGAUGGUUACAUUUCAAGCUUUAAAACAAACAUUGAGGCGAAAUAUGACGACCAGACAAUCAAAGCAGAUGCAUCCUUUAAACACCUUCCAUCUAUCGAGGGCUCACUAAGCUUCCAAACACCAUUUGAGAAACUAAAAGAUGUUAAUAUCAAGAUUGAACAUUCUGGAUCUCUGAAGUCUUUCACAACAAUCGGAAGUCUUCAAUAUGCACCAGACAAAAAGAUGGAAGGAAAUGCUAGAUUCACAAUGUAUCGACCAGAAAGUUUGUACUUAAAUGUCGAUCUCCAAACUCCACUCACCGCAAUUCCUCAUUUGAACGGUAGAUAUCGUCAUGAUUUGAAAGCAACCAGUCUCAUAUCAUCUGCAUAUUUGACGCUCAGUGAAAACAAUCCUCUAAUUAACGGAAACCUCAAAAUAACACAAGAAAUGAUCGAUAUUUCCUUGAAUACACCGCAAAGCAGAUACUCCGUCAACGCAGACAUGAAAACGCAAGGCGACACCUACUCACUGUCCGGAAAUGCUGCAAAUGGAGGAAAAAAGAUUACUCUUGCCAUGGAAAAAACUCUAUCCUCAUUCAGCAUUAAUCUUGAAACACCAAUCCGAGGAUAUAAGAGAACACAGGUUAAAGCAUCUGCAUCAAGAAAACCAUACCAUGCUGCACUGAAUAUACAGACAUCAUACCUACCUGAAAUUGACUUUGAUGCACGCCUAACUGGCAACCGGUUCGAUGAGUUAGAUGGAUCUCUUACACUUAAAACAGGAUUAAAUAAUUUGAGAAAUAUACGAAUGUCCAUGAAAAAUGAAAAAAAUCUUGGAGAAUUAAAAUCCCACAUUGAAGCAUUUUUCACUGAGCGCAACGGAAUAACUAUAGAUGCGUCUCUCACUAAAACAGACUCCUCACUGUCAGUGUCUACUCCUUGGGAAUCUCUUCGAACUGCUUACGGGUAUGUAAAAUACGACUGGCGUAGCCAAACAAAUCAUUUGAUAGUAGCAACAAAUAUGAAAAUCAACAAAGAAACAUUGUACGAUGUUGAUUUCGAAAUGGAUGCUGAGAAAAGAGAGGAAAUAACACUGAUAAUUAAUGUCAAUGAACCGAGACUAAUGAGGUUUGAAAUAAAUAAACUGUUCUCCUCAGAAACAUACAUGCUUGUAAAUUGGAACAAGCUAGAUAGAGACAGCAGGUGCAGAAUGGACAUUACAUACAAUUCAGACUGGUCUGACAGGAAACAGAUUGCUAGCUAUAGAGGUGUGUGCGGGUCUAAAUCUUACGCCAUUGGGGCAUCGUAUCACCGUCCUGAUGAUUCGUCCAAAAUUGUUCUAUUUAUAGAGAAAGAUGAUGUCAGAACACAUGGAUUUGAAACAAUACACGAAAACAACGGACAAGAAAAAUACACUCUACAGCUACCAUCUAGGACAGUUGUAUUAUCAACUGUAUCAUCAUCAGGAUAUGGAAUAAGCAGUCAAGUAUUCGAUUUCUCGUGGGAUGCAGAGAGAGACCAAAACAAAAGAGUAGCAAUGAGGACUACAAAAAAUACCAGAACUAAUGGAGAUGAACUUACAUUGGGUUUAGAAAUGCCAAGUCUCGGGAAGGAUAUCCAACUUGAUUACAAAAUGUUAAUUGGAUAUGGAAACGUUAUUUAUGAUGGCCGUACAGCAUUCAGAUACUCAAAAGAUUCACGUAAAACUUUUACAUUGAGUUCAAAAUUAGAAGAUGUAUCAGGACGUGGGGAGGAUUACAAGUUCUUACUUGGUAUAAGUCACCCAUAUACUACCGUGGACAUUCAAACUAAGGCAAUAUUCGGAAAAUCUGACGACAAACUCUCAGCUGGUUUUGAUAUCCAAUACCUGACUGCAAGACGUCAAACAAAGAACAUCGCUUUAAUAACCGAGAUUGAUAAACUCAAACGUCAACUGAAUAUACAGGUUCUUUCUCCAAUCAAAACAAUGAAAAUGGAUGCUAGUGUUGAGACAUCACCUUUCAAACUGACAAUCAAAAAUCUUUAUGAUGAUACCAAGCCAAUCAAUACAGAGCUGACAGUUGACCCUAAUGAUAGUAGCCUGGAUUUCAACAUGAACUAUGAUAUCAAAAACCCAGACAAUACACUCCAUGUGAAUGCUAAAUUCUCUGACGAGAAAGGAAUAUCUGCAGAACUGUACAGAAAUGUAAAUCAGAAGAAAACUGUAGACAGCUUGCUUAAUCUCCGAUUAAAAACAUCCAAGAUUCUUCAUACACGUGUUCACUGGCGUCCAUCAAUUAUCAGUGAUCUCAAGGCUGAACUAACAAAACGAAUUGAAGAAUAUGGCAUAAGAUCUGGUAUGGCAAUUGAAGCGUCUUCUGAUGAAAUUAACAAAGAAAUAUUAUACAAGAGACGAUUAUUCCAAGCUUCCUAUGCAGAAGAAGUCAAAUCAUAUGCUGAUGCCAUCAAUGACAAACUGUCUGAACUCAGAACAUUGAAAGCAGACAAUGCCUUUUAUCUUCAAGACAUUUGUAAUUCUGUUGAUACUACCAUGACAAGAAUCGGUGAAUUUGCAGAAGAUUGUAAUGAAGCUUGGGGGAGAUGGCCAGUCAAACAUAAAAUUGGUGAAUACAUGAACAGUCUUGAACAGCUACAACAGAGACUGGAUGCCUAUUCCAAAGAUACUUAUAUCAACAUGGGUGGCCAGUUAAACAGCAUUACAACAAAUUCUUAUCAGAGAUUACUGGAUUACAAAAACUCUGUUGGAAAUCACCAAACUGUUGUCAAUUUAAAAUCGAAAUAUAACACUUAUAUGGAUCAGCUUAAAAAUAUGAAAUUAAAUGAGCAAUGGUCUAGCAUUGCCAACCAAUACACAUCAAGCAUAUACAACAUCAGAGAGGGGAUCAACCAAAGACUUGUCAACUCGUUACCGACACCAAUGUACAACAUGGGAUCAUCUGCAUACAAAUACUGGGAAUUUGAAGAAAACGUAAAUGCUUUAGUUGACAAAAUAUUUGAAGAAUUGAAAAAAGAUGCUACCAAGGAGAUGUCUGUUUUAAAAGAGGUUUUCGGAAAUGUACUCAAAUCCAAAGUUAUUAAAUAUGAUAUACCAAAUGGAGAGAUUAUAGUAGAUUUUUACCUGCCUGUUGAUGUACGCACUCUCAGCUCACUAAAAGACAUUUCUUUAAGACAAUACUUUCCAGAUAUGAGCUUUCAAACUCCAAAACUGAAUUUCUUUGGAUCUUUAGAGGAUUACAUGCCACACAUGACCUGGACAGUAAGUGCAAAAGUACAUGGCCGACACUUUACAACUUUCGAUGGUCAAGAAUUUGACUUCAGUGGGCGAUGUAGCUACGUUCUUGCACGAGACUAUGUAGACGGCAACUUCAGUAUCAUCAUGAACUAUUUGGGCAGACAAAAGAAGAAGUUGAUCUUGACUUCUCACCAACAAAAUGUUCAAUUAUCACCAAAUGGAAAGGUCAGUGUCGAUGGUGUAGUUAUGGAUCUACCUUACAGAUCAACAGAAUUUGCAGUUUUCUCUGUCGAUGGUAAGGUGUUCAUUGAGGGUCGUGGAUUCCAAGUUAAAUCCGAUCCAACCGUAGAUAUGGUCGACAUUGAUUUGAGCAAGUGGUACUUUGGUAAAACAGGUGGACUUCUUGGUACUCUAAACCAUGAACGUUACGAUGAUAUGAUUAUGCCAAAUAAUCAAAUUACAUCCGACGCUUUCGCUCUAGGAAACGCAUGGCAAGUUCAAGAUAGAUGUUGAAUACACAUUUCAUACUUUGAAAUACCAUGAAAUAGAAAACUGUGAUUAUUAACUUUUAAUUGAUAUUUUGGAAAUGUUGUGAAACUUUUAAUGAAAUAAACUAAAUUUAAG